GCGGCGGACAUGUUGCGCGUCACCGAGAGCUACACGGCAAGCUGCCAUUUCUGUUGUUGGAGCGCUGAGCUGCUUUGGUAGCUUCUGACUCGGUUCGUCCCUUGCUUGCUCCUGUCGGCAUGAUACUUAUUAUCAUGGGGGUGUCCGGGAGUGGGAAGUCAACUGUAGGGUCUCUCCUCUCUGAAAAGCUGGGAUGGACGCUGUACGAGGGCGAUGACUAUCACCCCAAAGAGAACAUCGAGAAAAUGGCCAGCGGAAUUCCCCUGACUGAUCAGGACCGAACGCCCUGGCUCCUCCUCCUGCAUGACAUCAUACAAAGAGAGAUGGCCGCAGGAACCAAUGCCAUCCUGGUCUGCUCCGCGCUGAAGAAGCUGUACCGCCAACUGCUGCUGUUCGGCCGCUGCGCCCUGGACGGCGGGGGCGGGGGCGGGGGCGGGGCCGGGCUGGGGGACAGGCUGGAGGGCGUGCUCUUCGCCUUCCUGCAGGGCUCCUUCCAGCUGAUCCAGGAGCGGGUGCAGGCACGCGGCGGCCAUUUUAUGCCCCCCAGCCUCCUGCGGUCUCAGUUCGACGCCCUGGAGCCGCCCUCGCCCGCCGAGAACGCGCUCGCCCUCGACAUCCGGAACGGCAUGCCGGAGAUAGCCGCGGAGAUCGAGCGCGCUCUCUCUGCUCACCUGUAGCCAUGGGAACACACCGAAGUUCCGGGGGGCCAGGGAGAGUUGCUCCUGCAAGCAUUAUUAUUACCAGUGAUUCUUCUUCUCUCACAUACUUGAGUUUUCGUUUUUGACUUUGCGGGCCACCCCCUGUCGUUACCCCCCCUUGCAGGGGCGACCGAUUCCCAGGCAGAUGAGAUUAAUGGGCCAAAAGCUCUGCAUUCCACAUGCUGUCUCUGGAAGGCUGUCUCCAUAGUGACGAUGCGACCUCCUCUGGGUUUGAGGGAUGACCUCACAGGAAGUGCCCGUCUGGCCGUUUUUGGGGAGGGCUGACUCACGGAAUGAUGUGGUAUUUCAGACACCAACAUCACUGCUCUGACACUGAACACCUGUGCUGUGACUAGGGCUGGAUCACUAUGGCACCGGUUCCCAUACGACUG
Anguilla rostrata (American eel) is the source of this 1090-nucleotide messenger RNA. Its product is annotated as probable gluconokinase. Gene Ontology annotation, cellular component: cytoplasm. Bases 120 to 677 code for a protein of 185 amino acids. Gene Ontology annotation, molecular function: gluconokinase activity. The transcript is spliced from 5 exons. NCBI's taxonomy places the organism in Eukaryota, Metazoa, Chordata, Actinopteri, Anguilliformes, Anguillidae. The record is from RefSeq and is a predicted model, not a curated record.